Racocetra persica is the source of this 528-nucleotide messenger RNA. Lineage: Eukaryota; Fungi; Glomeromycota; Glomeromycetes; Diversisporales; Gigasporaceae. The record is from the annotation of a GenBank genome assembly.
AUAAACGGCAACCAUGGGUUCUUUCAGCUAUAUCAUGUGCAUUUACAAAAAUUUCAAUGGAUAUUUGGAAUACAAUUCCUGAUAAUACUAAUGCUGGAGAAAGUGCGCACGCUAAUAUAAAUAGAGAUGGACAAAAUCUUUCUUUAUUGGCUGCUAUAUACAAUGCUAGUGCUUUUGAUCAACGGCAAUGGAGUUCAGUUAAUAUACAUGAAUUAUAUAAUGUUCCAAGUUCUUCUAAAAAUAAAUCACAAUUACAACGAACAAAAGAAGCUACACGACGUAUUCAAAAACGUAAAGAAAAAUCUACUCAACAUAAAGAACCUACUGAACCAAAAAAACGAAAACGUACAAUAACAAGUAAAGAAAAUAAUAAUUCUCAACAAAAUUCUGAUUUCGUUAUUCCGGAUGAUGAAGAACAAACUCGUUGGUUAAAUUGGGAACAAAAAAAACUUGAAAUUCUUGAACGAACAGUAGCUUUAAAAGAAAGAUUAAUUGAAUUAAAUCAACAAGAAAAGGAGCAUUUAAAUA